Molecule: messenger RNA, 7787 nt
Organism: Polypterus senegalus (gray bichir)
Lineage: Eukaryota; Metazoa; Chordata; Cladistia; Polypteriformes; Polypteridae
Gene: tnfrsf19
Product: tumor necrosis factor receptor superfamily, member 19
Exons: 10
Coding region: 570-1763 (397 amino acids)
Biological process (GO): positive regulation of canonical NF-kappaB signal transduction; positive regulation of JNK cascade
Cellular component (GO): plasma membrane
Molecular function (GO): protein binding; signaling receptor activity
Source: RefSeq, a predicted model, not a curated record
GGUUUGGGCAAGGCUUCAAAAGCCAUCAGAAGGCGGCGGAGCUGCUCUGCUGAUAAAGCCGGCGCGCAGGAUCUGGGAGCACUCGAGGGGUGCGGGCAGCGCUACGUGACACGGAGGGAAGCAGCCGUGAUCUGCAGAAUAGAGAUCCGGACACUGUAGGAGUCCUGGCAGUUUUUUCUUUUUUUUUUUGGAAGGCUAUGUGCCAUUUUUCUGGCAGGGCACUCGCACGGCACAUAAUAAUAUCUCGUGAUCAUAAUUACCUGUUUUAAGUGCUUGGCGCUUUCGUGCUGUUCGCUGCAGCUUUGAUGUGUGCGCUGAUCACCGAUCAGAUUACAUGCGUUUGAUCGCAGACCUCUUCUGCUUUUGAUCUCGGAUCUCCCAAGCUCCCCACCCCCUCCUCUCCGUCACCGUCUCACCCGCCCUCAAUUUUGGAGGAUCCCCUAAUUUUGAAUGGUUUUUUGGACUGCACCGAUUUGGAGAAGGGAGAUUAUGGUUGUGAUUUUGUCAGAAAAAGUAGCGGAGCGGAACCGACACUGAGAGGGAAGCAAGGACUCUGCACUUUUCUGGCCAUGAAGCCUUCAAAAGUGUCCUUACGAAGUCUCCGAAUAUCCUGGAAUCAGUCCCUGAAGCAACUGCUCAUGUUCAAGCUCACGCUUAUCUGGGCUUGUCUGAUUGUGGCAGAAGCCGGAGAGAAUAUGGAGUGUCGAGAGCAAGAGUAUAGGGAUCAGGCAGGAAACUGUGUUGCUUGUAAGCAAUGUGGCCCUGGGCAGGAGCUUUCAAAGGACUGCGGCUUUGGCUUUGGUUAUGGCGUCGACGCUCAAUGUGUGCCCUGCAGGCCUAACAGAUUCAAAGAAGACUGGGGACUCCAGAAGUGCAAGGCCUGUUUGGACUGUGCUCUUGUUAACCGGUUACAGAAAUCCAACUGCACAGCCACUAGUAACGCCAUGUGUGGUGACUGCUUGCCUGGUUUUUACAGGAAAACUAAACUUAGUGGAUUUCAAGAUAUGGAGUGCAUUCCAUGUGGAGAACCUCCACCCCCUUAUGAGCCGAACUGCAGUAACCGAGUGAACUUGAUCAGGAUUCCUUCAACGGAGUCAAGUCCCCGAGAUACGGCGCUAGCAGCGGUCAUCUGCAGUGCACUAGCCACAGUCCUGCUAGCUCUCCUCAUCCUCUGUGUCAUUUACUGCAAAAGACAAUUUCUUGAAAAAAAGCCAAGCUGGCCCCCACGCUCACCUGAAUGUCCUUACAGCGACGCAGAGCUCUCGUGUUUUGACAGACAGAGAAUGACUGAGUGCUGCCACUGCCAGAGGGACCCAACACAGACUUGUGGGCCAGUCCACCUGAUUCCAUCUUUGUGCUGUGACGAGACGUGCAGUCUGGAGCGUGGCAGUGACGGCUGCCCAUUCCACUCUCAGAGUGGCCUCGAUGAAACAAGCAGUGAUCCAGUAGAAGAUCUCAUCCCAUCCUGCAUGGCUGCUUUUUCUAGCUGCUCUCGGGCAGAUCAUUCUGAAGUGCAGUCCUUGAUGCGACACUCAGCUGGCAGUGAAAGCCUUCCACUCUUCCUGCCCGAUGAGCCAGAAGCAGAGGAAAAUCAAAACCAGAAUUCGGAAGAUGAGACGAAUCCAGAUUCCCCUGUAAAUCAGGAUCAGCCGGAAUUAACCGAAGCCCACUCAUUAGAUAUUGGCGAACCAGAAUCAGAAUACAGGGGGGCCAGUGGCAAGAAGUAUUCAGAAAUUGGGACUUCAGAUGAUGAAGCCAAGUAGGCUAUGAACAAAGUUCUCUCUUGCCAAUGAGUUAAAGACGAGCUGGGAUUAAGUGCAGCAGCGUAUGAAGAAAUAAACAAACACCCGAGCGCAUCCACGUUCAUGGCAUUCUGUUCAACAGGAGUUUGGGUUCCACAGUGCUUGGACGAAGGGGGAGAUGCCUUGACUGGGCUGCUAUUGCUCCGUUUCCUAAAGCUGUUUGCUGAUUGGUGGACACCGUAGCAAAAACAAUGAUUGGAAGAGAGAAUCUGGCAGCACUUUUUGUUGAAAUGAAGACGCCAAGUUUUCCAUACUUUUUGUUUCACUUGAACCCUGCUUGGUGUUGCCCUUUCUCAGCACCCUUUAUCACUUUAUUUUUGGCCAUCUUCUUCACAAAUCCUGCGGACACCGGGAUCACUUCAGUCUGGCCUUUUCAUUUUGUUUGAUAAGUCAUCGUGCACGUUGGAUGUGUGAAUAAGCCAUAUCGACAGCAUUCACAAAGCGAUGAUCUGAGGAAGGUCAAGUAUACUUGAAGCUGUCCUGACAUUCUGACUGUGUUUUUCAUUAACCGUGGAAAUGAAUGUGGCUUAUAGCAAAUAGUCAUAACUAUUUCCUUAAACAUUUAAUAUUUCUAAAAUAUUUCCGUCCAGCUUUACUUACAGUUAGUAAAAGAAUGCUAUCGGGAAUGCUAUUUUGUUAAAGGCAGGCACUUCUUCUCUUCAUCGCUCCUGUGUUGUUCUCUGUUUCACUUUGCAAAUCUGUAAAGGACAACAAAGGAUUUUGUGAGCAGCUGUGCCAGUCAGGGCACUAUAAAGACUAGCAAUAGGCGCUUGCAUUUAAAUGUAGAUAAUGUAAUAUAGUAAAUAGCAAGUAUUUUUGUUUUUUUUUUUUAAUUCUUGAAUACACACACAAUGCUUCUAGUUGGUCUUUGGGCUUCACAUCCAAUGGAUUCAGAGGUGGUGUGUGUGUGUCCAAGUCCGUCCAUCCAUCCAUCUUUCCAUAUUCUCACCUGCUUGUGAGUCACUGAGGAACAUCGAGGCAAGGCAGGAACCAACCCUGGAUGAGGACCAGCCUAUCAUAGAGCUCACCCCACAGCCACGUCUAGUGCACCACCAUAUGUCGAAAUAUUAUAUAAAUAUGCCCGAAGCUUUUAGUGGGGGGAUCGAAUGUGCUCUUCCUUUCUGCAGGAGUUCACCGCUGCACAGUAGGUUACUGUAUAUGUUUGGUUUGAUUCAGAUAUCGUCCAAUGGUAGCCCUAAAGCAGCAGCUCCUCCUGUAAGAUCUGAACCAUCGUUAAGAGCAAAGUAUGAGGGAGAAAAAAUCCAGAAAUGAGAAGUUAAGUCAUGAGGUACUGAAGCGUUUCAUAUUUUUGUUCUUUUGAGCAAAACUGUUUGUGAUGGGCAACAAUAAUUACAAAAUGAUUGCAUUGGGGUAUUAAUUUAUACAGUGAGUGUAUUUAUAGUUCAGACUCCUUACAAUGCUGAACAAGAUGAGAGGGAAAGAAAAUGAAUGAAUGAACAGGUGCGUAUGAGGUACAGUCGAAAGUAAACUGCUAAGACAAGAACUGUGACCAUGUGAUGCUGGGGUGUUGGUAAACUGGUCUAGAAUUGUUUGCUGAACUUUGUUACACAUUAUAUGGACAUUGUGUUCAGUAACAUAAUGAAACCCUUUACACCAUACUGUGUAGGAGACCACUGUCAGGGCAGACUGCACAAGGGAGCUUCAGGAGCAGAUGAAAUGAAGCCGGAUCGGGAUCAUUUUAUAACAAUCGAAGUGUUCCUGCCCCAGGGUUCAUUCACACUCGACUGUUUCCCCCCGCCGGUAUUUUCAUAGCCAUAGCACAACCAUAAAAUCAACAGUUUGACAGUUUGGCCCCCUAUACCCAUCACCACAGAGGAUCACUGCGGGUUUGUAAAAAUAAAUGUGAUAUACAGCAGAUCUUCCACAUGAAGACAGACCAUCAUGCACAUGAGUGUGUUUCUUCCACAUGGAAAUCCCGCCCCUUAGCUGUUGCUUAGCAACCACAAUUUCCUGUUCCCAGUGUUUAAGGCUGACAGGGCAUCAGCCACACACACGCCAGUCUCUGUGGAGGAAAAGUGCUGUGCGGUCUGAGAGGGAUUCGGCUUACAUUAAAGUAUGUGGCCAUAUUUGUUCAAAUUGUUCUCUGCACAUGACCGGAAAUGACACCAGUGUUUGUUUUGUUUUGUUUUUUUUUUAAACAGGAUAAUUUUAUUUAAACAUAAAAUGACAGGCAGUUGCGUGAAAAUGCAUAUCGUCAAGGCCCAAAAACAUUGUAGUCAAAUCUGUGUUAACUUGCACCUCUGCAAACACACACGGGAAAGAGGCAUCUUGAAUCCAAAGCAGAUAAAUUAGGCAGCAUAUAAGCCACCUAAAGGCCAUGUCACAUGACGUGACUUUUCCAGUGAUGUUCAGACUUCAUUUACGUAAUCUUAGUGAGUUGAAGGCAGUGGGCAUCACGCUUUCAUGAACCCAGUCACGUACUGUGACAUGCCCAGCAGCUGGUUUGAGUUUGUGUUUAGUAGUAGAGGCAGGCAGUGUGUGCGCGAGUGCUGACAACCAAUGAACGGACAAUAUAUAGAGUGGAACGUGGGGGACCUCACACACAGAAGAAAACCUUGUCUUUCUGAUGUCACGCGUUUUACCAAAAAGGGGAAAAAAAUCAGAGCUGAACUCGUCGUACCGGUUAGCCCCUUGUAUAGCACCAGCUCCGGCAUUGUUACAAAAUGAGGCAAGCAACUGUGCCAGAAGGUCAGUACACGGUCAAUAAAUUUAACACGCUCAGUCAUGUAAAGUGACAUAGUCCAGCGAUGAGGUUAGUGGCGCAGUCGGCAAGUCUGAUUUACCCCAUGACAAGACAUCACUGUGCCAUUGGCUUUAGACAAGAACGUAAACACUGUACUUAAUUAAGUCCAAGCAUAUCCCAUAAAUAUACAUUUGUAGCCAUAGUUGCAGGAUUUUUUUAAAAAUUCUGUGCUAAAUCCAGCUGGACCUUGCAUAAGAUGCCUCAUGUUUGUCUGAACUGUUUAUAUUCAUAGUGUUCACCAUCCUGCUUGACGAAAUUUAGCAUUACGGUGCUGCGGCCUGUCCUGGGUGUAAUAUCAAUGGGAACCCCAGAGGCGGAGGUCUGCACUGAACUGAUUUUACUCUCCCGCUCCUGACAAAAUUCCAUGGAUUUUUCCUGCUUCCAAUGGAAUUUUGUUUACCUCCCUAAAAGGCUGUGGGUUUCAUUCAAGUAACUAUGUGUAGGGCACAGACUAUUUUAUGAGACUGCCUACAUUGUGCUCCCCUCUAAAACAUCAUUUUAACAAUCCAGAUGAGAAUGUCUAAGUUAUGAUGUGUGUAGCUCUCGUUAUUUUUACUUUUGAUGCGCUAAAAAACUUAAAUGUCAAAAUAGUUUUAUAUAGUUCUCCAUUUUUGGGGAUUAUGGAAGAGAAAUCGCAAAUCCUGUCACCCUAAUAAAUAAGCCUGCACUGGCUUGUGUGCAUAACGCCUGCAAUUAUUCAUUUGCAAAAAGAAAACAACACACCACCACCGCGUCACAGAUGCACACACACACUAGCUUUCCUUCUUUCAUAAGUGCAGCACUUUUGCAGCAAUUAUAGUGUCGAUUAGAACAUUGAUGAUAAAUUAUAACAGUAAUAUAACUAAUUAUAUGUUGUAGAGGUUAAUCUAUGCUGUUCCAGCCUGCUCCCGACCACAGGAAUAGUGGCUAACUACCCACGUCACUAAAUCUUUAGUCUGAUCCCAUGGGAAUGCAGACCUCUGCCAGAUGGUUUGCUGCCGCUGACGGGGCCCUCUUACGCACACACACGCGCACACACACACACACACGUCUAGGACCAGUCGAGUCAGCCUGAACUGAAGUUCCCAGAGGGAAACGCCACACAUACUCUGGUAGAACAAGCAGACUUCACAAAGUCAAUGACCAGGCGAUAGAUUCAACCCCAAGAUUCUGGCCAUGUGAUGCAGUGCCAUCGUGCUUCCCCUUAACAACACUUUACUUAUUUAUAUUCUUUUAAUGUGCAAUUUGAAGUCAUCAGGUCGUCACCGAGUAAGUCCUUCCACAUUGGAGUUUGGUAGCAUUUGAUCAAACCAGAGCAGAGUGGAAAUGUGCCUCAAGACGCAUAACCGAUGCCAUCUGAACCGCAUUUAAACCGCUGGCUGUGCACUUCUUGUAGCAUGGUCCAUCAUGGUGAAGGUUUGACCAAGCUUUACUUUACAUGUAUAUACUGUAAACGUCAUUCCCGUGGUGUCCGAGGCACUGCGUUGUGCUGCGCCUUUUCUACUCUCCACCAGCAGACGAUGACUGUACCCUUCUAGCGCAGUGUGUGUGUAAUGAGUGGGACGCUGGACUUCACAUCGUAGCGUUUAAAACUCUCAUUGCUACCCCAAGCUUGGCAUUCAACCCCCUGUGAACAAAUUCUUAUAAAAAAAUAUAAAGUGUAAGUUAGUUAGUAAUGUGUUCAGAUCUUGUAAGGGUACAAGUAUUUAAAACGUCUGAUAAUAAAUACACAACCUAUUAUUUGUUAAACAAUUCUGUACGUGUGUGUGCCAAAAUGGCAUCAUGUGAAUUUUCACAGUCCGAAGGAGUUUUAUUUGGGUGGCAUGCGUUUGUAUGUGUUAUUAUGCACAUCAAAUAGAAGAAUAUAGCGUGUGGCGGUCCAAAGUUCUCGAGCAGCUGGCCUCAGAAUGUGCGUUUUUAAAUCUCUAUAUUCAUACACACGUACACUCUUGAAGAAAAUGUCAUUUGUAAAUAAACAAAGCUGUGCAAAUCCCUUUCUUCUUGUAAUCUUUUGAACAAUGUUUGUUCUUUUUCCAUAAAGGAGAAUGUAUUUGUAGAAUAAAGCAUUUUUUUUUUUUUUAUCGAUUCUGCUGCAGUCUCUGUUUUAAAUGCAACAUACUUUGGAGAUUUAAAAUUUCCCUUUAGGACACACAGAUGAUAUUUCGUCUCUCCCUGUCAAAGAGCACAGGUGUCCCUCCCUCAGCCUUCACACGCAACUUCGUUGUUUCAUUACGCUGCUGUUGCUUGAGGCUUUCUAACAAAGCUUCCAGUAGAAGUGUGUACGUUUUUGAUUCCUGAACAAGGACCUUAGGGGGCUGAAAGUGAAGUUGAUGUGACUGCCGCCUGUGAAGGUUUGGGGGCCAUAGUGGCAUGGCAUGCAAAUGCGUAAACUGUAGAUGUUCCCGUUUAUGUCACCAAAGGAUGGCCAUCUCAGGGCUUCCAUUUCCAAUAGCACAGUAUUAAAAUGCCCUUAGGGGGGAAAAAUAUAGUAAUUUGCUUGAUUAGAAGAACUAUUAAGUUUUAUCAUCCUCCCUUCUAGAUUAGUUGAUGACAGUGUCCUUGUAGAGCAAGUUAAGUUAGGGUGAGCUUUUCUGUAAGGAUGAAUGCAAAAUCAAGAAAACCAGACUGACCUCACUGUCUUUUUAGGAGAGGACUCCCUUAGGGAAAGCUGCGCCUCAUUCCUAUAGACAGAUGUGAACGAGGCAGACUGCUUAAUGAUUCCAUUUAGGUGCGCAAUUACCAGCCGACAUUUUAAUUACACAAUUACAUCAUUAAACAAGUAAUCUUGUAAUCGGUGCAUUUACCUUGGUACUUUCCUCAAAUUUAGGAGUGCAGAUGUUUUCCAGGUAAUAGUAUCAUUCCCAGAUCUUUUGAUUGAUCAUCUUAAUUGCAUCUCUCAUUGUUUAAUCAGCAUGGGGAAAUCUUUGCAGUCAAAAGUAGAAAAGUGAAGUUCAAGAGAAAACUUGAACCGCCCAGCACAUCAAAGGUCUUUCGCCUUCUCGAAUCUUUGCAUUUUCUGCAACUCUGCUCUGAUGCUCAUGAAUCCAAAGAGGUAACUUGGGCAGUGACCCACGUGGAACUUCUUUAUGUGUGAGAACGCAUGUUGAUCUAAACUGUGCCUUGCUGGGUUCAUCACAAUUAAGCGAGAAUCUGGAGAUUUGGGGGAGCUCCGGUUCAGUCUUGGUGGGGCUCACUGGCUGAUCCAAUUACUUAAAAUUAAAAGACAAUCAUGGGUGACAAUG